AUGAAAAAACUCGUGAAAACGCUCUCUCGAAAUUUUCACUCAUCUAUCUCUUCCUCUAACAACAACAACAAUAACAACAAUAUCGAUCCUUGUCAUUCAACAAAUAACUCAAAUUUACUCUCACUUCCUCAACAACAUGCCGUCAGUCAUCAUCAUCGGGAGCACUUGUCUUCAUCGACGGGAACCCUUGAAUUGCCAUCAUCGUCUUAUCACCAUAGCUACGAUGAUUUAGAACAAUGUCGAGAGGAUGAUUACAAUUUGUCGUCUUCCUCUUCCAACUAUGGUUUGACAGUCAAACCUAAAAAGAAGAGAUCAUUCUUUUCCAAGUCUCAGAAUGAGUUGCAUGAGAUGAAGGGAGGAAAUACAGGAAUGAAUACGAAUUGGAGUCAACAGAUAGCAAAUGGUUUGCAAAUACUGAGUCGUCGAGAGUCAAGUGCCACUGUCACUUGUCAAUCAAGGUCAAAACGACCUGUCUUGACAUUCACUCUCGAUCUUCUUUCGGCAGAUGUCUUGCAGUACAUCUUGUCGUUUUUACCAUGCCAAUCGGUUCAUACUUGCUUUGCCGAUGAAUACAAAACUUAUGUGAAACUUUACAAAGCCAUUCAACAAGGUAUUCAACAAUUCCCGAAACGUAAAACAGAAACCCUCAAUUCCAAACAAAAGAAACAACUCAAAAAGCUAAUCUAUUCCAACGACAAUUCUCCCAACAUGAAUUCUUCCUAUUACGGAAUAUUUUCUCUCUGUUUCACUAAAAAAUAUUUUCUCGAAGAAUUGUAUGAACAAGUUUCAUUUUGGCAAUUCCUUUGCGAACACUUUUACAAAGUUGAUAUUUCUCGAUUCAAUGAAAUGAAAGCCAAACUCAUGAGAUGCAAAAUAUUGAAAGAAAAUGAUUCACCACUUAUUUGCUGGAAACAAAUUUUUAGAUAUUACAAUGAAUAUAUUGCACGUUGGGAGACAGAUAUGGUUUACAAUAUUUUCAAAAUUUCAAGACAAGACACAAAAAUCUCUCGAAUUUACAAAGAGAAGAAAACCUCUUGGACCAGUCAACUUGCUUACAAUCUAAAAGAAGAGACUCUUCGUACUGUAUUUUCUUCUAACAAUUCCAACUCGGAUUAUUAUGCUAUCACUUCCACAAGUUUUGAACCCAACAACUUGUAUUAUUUUGAAUUUACAUGUAAAUACAGCACUCAGUCGAGAAUUGCUGUUGGAGUGGUUCCCAAUACGAAUGCUUUUUAUAAGGAUCAGUUGGAAAGUGUCAAUGAUACAUCACAAGACAAUCAUCAAAUUGAUUUGGAUUCUUCCUUUUCUUCUGUCACUUCGAAUCAUGAUGUGGAUACCCAUAAUGCAGCAAAGAAUGGAUCUAGAAAUGAAGCAACACAACCAUUUAAUCCACUCGAGUAUAGACCACCGACUGAUGUGCCCUGUAUGUCCUUAUUGGAGAACACAGAAGAGGGACAAUUGUUUUUACCAGGUGAUAAGAUUGGUGUCAUUUGUGAUUAUUCAUUUAGUGAAAAGAAUGUACUCAAGUUGUAUUUCUGUUUGAAUUGGGACUCCACCAAAGAGUAUACUUGUUUCAAAAAGACUCUCGAACGAAUUAGACAUGUUGAAAGAGAUUCCUCCUGUCCAUUUUCAUUGCACGAAGAAAAAGUGUGUGCCUAUCUUCUUAAAUAUGAUUUACACAACAUGCAAAAAGAAGUUUUUCAAUUGAAUGGUACUACGGUUGGACAUUCCGCAAGCUCUUCGAGAAGUUUCUUCAGUACAUCCACUGCAUCCAUGCCUGCUUCAGCAUUGACUGCCUUGCAUGACAAUCCUGCCAAUCACAGCUCACCUAAUUUAGUAUCAUCCUCUAACAAAACUCUUUCUAACUCUCUGACGAAUAAUAAUGGUAAUACUAACUCUGUCACAACAUCACAAUCUCACAUGAAAAACAACUUGUCUAACUCUCUCUCACCAAAUCCACUCUAUGAAGAAAGAAUCAUGGCUCCCUUUAAGAAACACGACAUUCGGCUUGUUUACUUUAUUCCCAAUUUUAGGAAUUCCACAGAGCAACAUUUCCAAUUUCCAAAAUGUUACAAAUCCAAUCAGAGGCGUGAAUUAAUCUCUUUCUUGAAAGUGAAUGAACGAGUGUUGCAUUCCAAUGACGUAAAUUCCGAUCAGCCAAAUCUUCCAUCUCGUUCAUUGAAUUCUUCAUUCGAUCCGAGUAAGGAAAGGCCAACUUCUUCCACUGCCGAGUUGAAUUUACCAGACUUGAAACUGUGCAUGUCUUCAUUGGAAGUUGGAGAUGCAGUUUUCAUUACCAAGCCAUCAUUACCCUAUCCUCCAUUGUACUAUCAUUUAUUGGUCACAAAGCAACACAAAACAUCUCAUCAUUAA
Naegleria fowleri is the source of this 2373-nucleotide messenger RNA. RefSeq lists its product as uncharacterized. The transcript has a single exon. The coding region runs from base 1 to 2373 and encodes 790 amino acids. The record is from RefSeq and is a predicted model, not a curated record. Lineage: Eukaryota; Heterolobosea; Eutetramitea; Acrasida; Naegleriidae.